Messenger RNA from Fulvia fulva, 2073 nucleotides. RefSeq names its product Ferric/cupric reductase transmembrane component 7. The record is from RefSeq and is a predicted model, not a curated record. Gene Ontology annotation, molecular function: ferric-chelate reductase activity. The coding region runs from base 1 to 2073 and encodes 690 amino acids. Gene Ontology annotation, cellular component: plasma membrane. NCBI's taxonomy places the organism in Eukaryota, Fungi, Ascomycota, Dothideomycetes, Mycosphaerellales, Mycosphaerellaceae. The transcript has a single exon. Gene Ontology annotation, biological process: copper ion import; intracellular iron ion homeostasis; iron ion transport.
AUGGUGGCGCAUCGUGGCCAUGACGCAGAAAUGUCCAUGGACUCAGAUACGGAUAUGAGCGGCAUGGACAUGGGUGGCUCUUCGUCAAGCAUGCCAUUGAACACAACCGGAAUCGACUUCUCGAACCGAACUGAGGCGCUGGAGUUUCUAGACGACCUCCUGGACGACACCGAGCUGAAGAAGGUUGGGAACGAUUAUGCAAAAUACUUCUGGUACGGUGCGAUAGUCCUGAUCGCCCUCGCAACAAUCUUCAACUUUCUACGCUGGGUGACCUUACAGCAUCGUCUCAGAGAAGCUGCACGUAGAAGAGAACAUCCCGCGAAGCCGAAGAGCACUCUGGCUCGAUGCCUAGCGACUAUUACGGCGACAGGUCGAGAAGCUAUAUAUCUGCAAUUCUCGCCCACGACGCCGCUAUUUAAGGUGCCACCUCUCGGUUCAGUCACUCUUUUACUCGUAUACUUAGCGUUCGUAUUGGCGCUUGAGUUCGGCAAUAACACCGUAGCUGGUGCUCAGUACUGGCAAGCGCUGGGGGUACGAGCAGGAUGGCUAGCUGUGGCUCAGAUGCCUUUACUGGUGCUACUUACCGGCAAGAACAACAUUCUUGGAGUCCUGACAGGCGUAUCCUACGAGAGACUAAACAUCAUUCACCGGUGGUCGGCUCGCAUGAUGCUUUUACUAGCCGUUUUCCACUUUGCUUUCCAGAGCAAUGGGUGGCAAAAAUAUGGAGUCAUGAGGCUGGAGUGGCAGACAGACGACUGUCCUACCACAGGCAUCGCCGCGUUCGCCAUACUGCUCUGGACCAAUCUUUCGACCCUCGCACCCGUGAGAUGUUUCAAUUACGAGUUCUUCGUCAUACAGCACGUCCUCUCCUUCAUCGGCUUCGUCGUAGCUAUCUUGCUGCACUUAUCGAGCACUGCACCCAUCAGCAGGGUGUACAUCUUCAUUCCUAUCGGCAUCUACCUCCUUGACAGAACACUCAGAACCAUCAUGCUGGCAUACAAUAACUUUCGCGGCAACAGAGCCAGCCUCACGCAGCUACAAGGCGGCGUCACCAAAGUCAGGAUUUCCAAUACGACCAUCAAGUCGUGGCGGGCUGGCUCCCACGUUCUGCUUUCAAUACCGAAGUUCGGAUUGCUACAGAGCCAUCCUGCGACUAUCGUAUCAAUUCCACGAUCUCACAACGGAGACCUAGUGUUCAUCCUCAAGAGCCACAAAGGUUUCACCAAGCGCAUCAUGGAAGGCGCUAGCAGUUCCACCGAAGCUCUCGUCUCCUCAGACAAAACUGACGGCGAUGCAGCGGAAGAACAUGCUCAGAUCAUUGCACACACUGCCUUCAUCGAAGGGCCAUACGGCGCUUCCCACUCUGACUUUGCAGCCUUCGACUCUGUCUGCCUGGUGGCAGGCUCAACAGGUGUGACUUUCACCAUCGCCGUCCUCCAAGACAUAGCGGAUCGAGCGACACGAUCUGGUAAGCGUCUACCUGUACGCCGCAUCCACUUCGUCUGGUGUAUCAAAGAUACCGACUGGGCUUCAUGGAUUAGCUCAGAGAUCAUAUCGGCAUACAACAAGCUCCACAGCGUCGGUAUAGAAGUGGAGGUCAGCAUAUAUGUCACCUGUGCCGACAAUUUCACAAAUCCCAGCACCAAUGACAACAAAGAGUGCGGCUGCGAGUGUGACAAAAGUAAGGGCCCUUGCUGUUGCGUGCAGGUAGACGAAGAUGAGAAGGGGGAGGAUGUCGAGGAUGUCGAUAUCAUUGCGCCAGUGUCGAAAGGCAAGCAGGCUGUGAGAGUGCGAGAUCUCUCAGGUUCAUCAGUGGAAGCAGGAAAUAGCAUGCCUGGGCGGAGGAUGCCAGUACUACCAUGCGGAGUAUUCUACUCGGGUCGACCUCAGAUCAAGCAGGUGCUCGCUGCGCUGCUCGAUGGUGCUGAUGGCGAGUCUGGAGUCGCUGCAUGUGGGCCCUUGGGGUUGACAUCAGAAGUGAGAAAUACGAUUGUCCAUUUGAGCGACGAGAGGGCGAUACAUAAAGGUACAGGCGCGCAGGGAUGCUAUCUGCAUGUCGAGGGUGCUUCGUAG